GCGGUUUGUGCUGCUGUCUUGGUCGAGCAUCUCUUAUUCGCAGCAUCUACCUACGAACGCCUAAUCCUCCUCGAAUCCUCGCUCCCCUCUGCCUCCUCCUCCGACAUCCCGCCGCCCAGCCCCCACGACAUAGGGGCCCUGCGAUCCACGCGCACCCUCAGUCGCACCCGCGUCCGCGUUGGAGGAGCACGAGGUCACGCCUGAGCUGUCAGCAACAUGGCGAGCGCGAUCACGAAACGGCAGCAGGCUCGCAACGAGCGCAUGCUGCAGGACCUCCUACGGACAGUGCCGGGCAACGACAAGUGCGCAGACUGCGCUGCGAAGAAUCCAGGCUGGGCCAGCUGGAACUUGGGCAUCUUUCUCUGCAUGCGAUGUGCUGCUCUGCACCGCAAGCUCGGCACACAUGUCUCCAAGGUCAAAUCACUGUCGAUGGACAGCUGGAGCGUGGAGCAGGUGGAGAAUAUGAAGAAAGUGGGCAACGUGGCCAGCAACAAGACAUACAACCCGCAGAAUGUGAGACCGGAAAUACCUAUUGAUGUGGACGAGGUCGACUCGGCGUUAGAGAGACACAUACGGCAAAAGUAUGUCACCAAGGCCUUGAGUACUGGACGAGCACAACCUGCUGCAAGACAGAACACGGGGAGUACUGCAACAGACCUUGGAUCUUGGAGCGAGGAGCCUCCCGAACUGCCUCCUAAGCCCACGAAACGAUUUGGCUUCUCUUUACGGUCCUCAAGUGCGGCGGUACCCAAACAGCGCGCGGAUCGAAUCACACCACCUCUCUCGCCUGCAUACAGCGGGGACCGCAAUGAUCUGCCGAGCCCGAAGAGGGGCAACAAACCAAGCCAGCUAUUUGGUAUGAAGAUCACUACAGUGGACAAUAACUUCCAGGCGAAGCUGUCGCACAUUCGAGAUAUGGGGUUCCCAGACAAUUCGAAGAACACCGAAAUAUUGAAAAGCACGGGCGGGAAUGUGGAGAAGGCUGUUGAAACAUUGAUAAGAUUAGGCGAAGGCACGAAACCGUUGUCGAGGUCGGUGACACCGGGGCCACGAGCGUUGACACCGGUCUCGAUGGGCAGUUCUGGGGCAAACGGCAUCAGCAUUGAGAAGAAGUCAAGUAACCCGUGGGAGGUACGAGAAUCUGCCGCGCCUCCCGCGGUCCCAGCACGCGCAUCUUCUGUUCCUCCUCAGCCUACGGCGGCAUCGGCGUCAUGGAAUCCAUUCUUGCAACCGCAAUCGGCUGUACAGCCUCAGACAUCGCUGGAGAACAGCUUUCAGAACAUGUCUCUUUCGCAACCGGCAACGCAGGCUAGCUCACCUUGGCACACCGGGACCCAGCAAGCAUAUCAGCAGAGCCCAGCUGUAAUGCAGGCCAACAAUCCUUUCUUGCAGCCACAACCAGCACAACCGCAACAGACGGCGUCUCCUUGGGAUCAGCCAUCUGCUUCAUAUCCGCCACCUGUACAGCAAUCAUUUGCGCAGCAACAAACAUCACAGUUUGCAAACAACCCGUUCAUGCAGCAAAGCGCUCAGCCACAGACUGCGAACGCGAGUGCGAAUGACAUUUGGGCACAACAGGCUCCACAACAGCAGCAAUUCGCGCAGCAGCAAGCCAGCAACCCAUGGCAACAACAGGGCUUUACGCAACAAGCUCCAAUGGCAUCACCGCAGCCCAUGUACGGUCAACAAGCAGACUUUUUCUCUCAACCUCAGCCGCAACAGCAAUUGCCGCAGCAACAAUCUUUCACACAACCUCCUGCUUCGAAUCCCUGGGCACAGAAACUCGCUCAACACUCCGCACCCCAGCCUCAACAGCAGCCUCAAACCCAAUUUGCUCAACACCCACAACAAGAGCAGCCCUGGCAAUACAACUCCCAACCACUUCUCAAUGCUCAAUAUCAGCAACCCGUUCGCCAAGACAAGUCAUCAAUCCUGGCAUUAUACAACUAUCCCCAGCUCGCGCCUGCACCAAGACAAUUACAAACUCUACCUGAAGAUGGCUCGGCUCCCCAGCAGACGUACGAGCAGCAACAACAACAGGUCCCUCAACGCAGCGUCACUAUGCCGCCGAACCUCAUGAUGAACAGCGGGAACCCUUUUGGCGCCCAGCCCGCGCAGCAGCAACAGCAGCAGCAGAUGGCACCUCGGCACGUGAGUAAUGAGAGCAGGGACUUUCAAGGCUUUGCUGGCAAUGGGAGACAUAGUCCGGACGCGUUUGCGGGCUUGGCUGCGAGGUAUAGAUGAUGAAUGUUUAAUUCGUUCGUGAGGUGAAGGAUAAGAGGAGGAAAGAAAUUCGCAUCACCUUUUUAGCUUCUCUUUUGUCGCAUAUUGGCCCAUCAUGGGCUGGGCUUUCCCUUUCAGUUUCUGUUUAAGCGAGGCGUUCCGGCGGGUAUGGAUGGGUGAAUGGACGUGAUGGCACGUUUCUUUCUAGUGUCUGUCGACGAAUGUCUGUAGGGAGGAAGAGAAGAUAAGAUAAGACAUACCAGCAGCGUGGAAUGAAUGGGAUGGACGCUGUGCUGUUCACAUG
Molecule: messenger RNA, 2527 nt
Organism: Cercospora beticola
Lineage: Eukaryota; Fungi; Ascomycota; Dothideomycetes; Mycosphaerellales; Mycosphaerellaceae
Gene: GTS1
Product: Gts1p
Cellular component (GO): cytoplasm
Molecular function (GO): GTPase activator activity; protein binding
Source: RefSeq, a predicted model, not a curated record